CCGCAUAACAUCAGUUUAAAGCAAGAGCAGCACGAGCAAGUAUGGGUUCACUUCAACCGAAUGUGUUAUGCGAGGAUGAGGUCAAGAAGGUUCUUCAAGAUGUUGUCGAGAAGGAGCAAAUAUCGAAGCCGGAAUACACGAUAUGCGCAGGUUCUGCCAAAGGCGACGGUUACCUGAGUUUCAUGACGAAAGUCGACGUGAAGAGCAAGGACAAAGACCUUCACCUGAUCAUAAAGUGCGCCCCAAAAUCUGAGGAAUUUAGAUCUUUCGUUCCUAUACGUUCCACCUUCCUCCGGGAGAUCGCAUUCUACGAGGACAUCUAUCCAACCAUGGAUGAGUUCCAGAAGGAGAAGGGCAUCGAGGAUCGUUUCGAAAGCGUUCCCAAAUUCUAUAAAUCCAUACAGACGGAUAAAGAAGAGAUCAUCGUGCUAGAAAAUAUACGAGAACGCGGUUUCCAAUUAUGGGAUCGGAAGAAUCAGUUCGAUGACGCCCAUUUCCAGAUGCUCUUCAAAGAGUACGCCAAAUACCACGCCAUUUCGUUCGCUCUGCAACAUUACAAACUGGAGAAAUACUACGAUCUGUCCAAAAACCUUUACGACAUGUUCACGCCGGGCAUCUUCAGCUUCGAGUUUUUUACGGCGUUUAAAAUGAGCAUCGAGGUAAUCCACAACCUCUACCAGGACGACGAAAUCAAACGCGACCUUACGCAGUUGAAGGACAACCUCAUGAAAUACUUCGAACACAUUAUCAACAAUAAAGGUAAACGGGUCGUCAUCACGCACGGCGAUUGCUGGAGCAGCAACAUGAUGUUCAAAUACGACGAUCCGAACAACCCGGAAAAACCCACAGAUCUCUGCUUGCUCGACUUCCAAUUGGUCAGGAAAGGUUCUCCGGUCUUGGAUCUCUCUUAUUUCUUCUACGCGGGAGCCCCAAAACAUCUACUCAAAAAACUUGACCAUUAUCUCAAGUAUUACCACUCGGUUCUUUCCAAGCAGCUGAAGAUGUUCGGCAUCGACGUGGAGAAUGUCAUCACUUUCGAGGAGCUCAAGAACGACUGGAAGACCUACAGCAAGUUCGGUUACCUCAUGGGUAUACUUAUAAUCAAGGGGGCCUUGACGGAAACCGACGAAAUCAUCGACAUCGCAGAUUUAAGCGCGAACAGCGAUAUGUCCUUAUCCGAGUCAUUCCUUCGAAAAUUCAAAAAUCAGGAUCUCAUAAACGAAAGGCUCAAGGAUCUGACCGAUCACAUGCUCGAAAACGAUCUCAUCCGAUUUGAGUAUUCAUUAUUACCGUAAUACACAACUCAUCCUCACUUGUUGUUAUUCACAUCAGAUGUAUUUGAGCUAAUCUCAUAAUAAUUAUUUAAACAACAUACGCACACAAUGCAUACGUGAUACAUUUAUCAAAAUUCAAACAAUUUAACAUUCUUUGCAUAUCAAUAUUAUUUUGCUAGUUAUACAAUAUUAUCUUAUUAUGUUCAAUAAAUGACCCAUUUAUUUACUCUUCAACAGAAA
Messenger RNA from Nicrophorus vespilloides, 1514 nucleotides. RefSeq lists its product as uncharacterized. NCBI's taxonomy places the organism in Eukaryota, Metazoa, Arthropoda, Insecta, Coleoptera, Silphidae. The record is from RefSeq and is a predicted model, not a curated record. Bases 42 to 1295 code for a protein of 417 amino acids. The transcript is spliced from 2 exons.